Messenger RNA from Rotaria sp. Silwood1, 743 nucleotides. The record is from the annotation of a GenBank genome assembly. NCBI's taxonomy places the organism in Eukaryota, Metazoa, Rotifera, Eurotatoria, Philodinida, Philodinidae.
CAUUCGUGAUAAAUAACAUUACACAUGACUUUUCUAAAAUUACUUAGGGUGCACCAAAAGUUCGAAUCACGAUGUUUAAAAUUUAUAAAACAGUAAAUGUUGAAUGUUUUGCUACGGAAAUAUAUAGUAUAACGUAUCGUCUUUAAUAAUCUAUAGAGCAGCUCUAUCUUGGAUUUAGUUCCAACAUCCAUGCUAGAAUAAGCCUAUAAUUUAGCGACUAUGCUAAGAUUUAACUAAUCCUUGUCCAAUGUUCAGGUAUAUUCUGGAGCUUUCCAUAUUGUCCAUUGGUCACUCUCUGUGGUCACAUUUUAUGACGUCAUGUUCUAGAAUAUUACAUUUCAAUAGUAUAUAUAGAUGAGAGGUCGUUCACUGUCAGUUCAUUUGUACCGCACCCGACUUCAAAUCGUGAUAGAAUCUGAUUUCAACUUUAAAACGAUCUAGUAAACAUGACUGAUGAAUUUAAUCGAUACUAAAUCAGAAUUCGAGCUAUUUUGGGAAUAGAUUCAAAAACAAUCUUCGACGAACUUACAGAAACAUUGGGACCUGAUACUCCAUCAUAUCCAAGGGUCAGAAAAUGGGCGAAACGUUUUCGUGAAGGAAGAGAAGAUGCCAGUGAUAAUCCUCAACCUGAUCAUUCGAUUUCGGUACUUACAGAUGAAAAUAUUGAGCGCGUUCGACAAGCUAUUGAAGAUGACCCACCUUCAACUUAUGAUGAUAUUACGGUUGAGACUGGUCUAUCUUGA